Molecule: messenger RNA, 612 nt
Organism: Aspergillus calidoustus
Lineage: Eukaryota; Fungi; Ascomycota; Eurotiomycetes; Eurotiales; Aspergillaceae
Source: the annotation of a GenBank genome assembly
AUGGAUAUUUUGGUCGAAGAUCAGAGCGCUAGUGGUAGCCCGAGCCUGAAGCAGCCUGGGGCAAAGAAGCGGGAGGAAAAGGAGUCGGUGACACGCUCUGAGUGGCCGCUGGACUGGAGCUGCCCAGGAGAGGAAAAGUUGGCAGUGUCAGGAGUUGGACAAGUCGUCACUCGACUAGUUGGCGAUAGUAAGAAUAGGAGUGGUACGGCGGGAUGGAGGAGAAGACAAAAAGUGAGGCGCCCAAACGGAUCGCGCGCCCGCACCUCCGACCAGCGACUGCAGAUGCUGACCUGCCAUGCUCAGUCAUCUGGGACACUCUCAGACUCUUGCCAGUUUGAUCUCGCGGCCUCUCGUGCCCGUUUAUUCGACAACGUCUUUCCGUUGCCUUUCAGGUUGUGGGCUCUUCCUCGUGCUCAGCCAUGGGGGCGCGCGUACUGCGGUUCUGCGCUGUGGCCUCUUGCAGUGAUUAAAAUCCAAGGAUUUCCUGCCACUCGGGACGGUUUCAAGUCUCCCCCUCGACUCUCCGGGUGCCACGUUGUUCUGGGCUACACCCGUUCGGGUUUCUUUCCCUCCAUCACCCUGAACCUGAACCUGCGCCCAACGACUGCUUGA